AUGGAAAACCAGACCGAAGACAUCGCACCACCAUCACCACCCACCAACUACCAAACACCUAACCUCGACCUCUUACCUGAUCACAACUUCCUUGUCACACCUACCGAUCAACCGUUUGCUAUGAUAAGUAACCCAACCUCUCAGGGUGAAUUACUAAAUGAGCAUGACCUCACUCUCACUGACCCCGACCCCCUACCAACCCCGAACCCUUCACACCCUCCUACCACAGAAUUCACUGUCCGACCCAGAACCACAACAGCUACCGUACUAACCGAAAUACCUGCAUUCCAGGAUUUCUUACAACGGAAACAAGAAAAACGGCCUCUAAACACCAGCACAGAGUCUGACACUAACCUCCCGCUGGAGCACCCAACUCCCCCAGCGCCAGGUACCGCUGCAUCCAAAAUUAUUAUACUCGACAAACCCCUCACCCCGGCCAGAAAGAAACAUAGACUUUUUGCAGACUUCCCGGUAGUGACAGCAAACACUGCCACGAAGAAAACACCCUUACCGCCCUCGCCAAAAACCCAACGGCCAUCUGACAUCACAUCCAACGCAGAAUACCCAGAAUUACUCUCACCUCACCAUAUACCCAACCCACAGCACCCCGGCUUGCCACCCCGCAUUAACACACCUACGGCACCCAUCCCACGAUAUACCGCACUCCCACCCAGGAACCCUCACCCACAACCACUCCACCAAGACCACUACCCAUCAUACUGCGCAACCAGAUACAGGGCACGAGACGUUCGCGAGCACCCCGCCGCAGAUGGUCAAAACAAUAUCAUUGUCUAUGACCCGCCACGUCGACUGACCACCCGUAAACCCUCCAGAACACACACUAGACCUCAGCCAUACAAUAACAUACCACCUCUAUCCGCUAACACCACCACCAGCCGUAAUUACAGACCAACACCUCUACCCCCUAGAAGACCAGGCACAACAUACACCCCACUCAUGUCCAUCCGACUGCCUCAAUCCGCAUCUCCAACGCUUAUGGCCAUCCAAUUACCACAACAUUUUCCACCAUACAAUCUUUCCGACCACCCAUAUCGCCCAUAUUAUCAGACAACACGACCACCACACCGACAUCCAUACCCGGACACAUCCAUACCACGUGGCACCACCCAACGUAUAAUACCCGUCGCCGAUCCUGCAUCCACUCCAUCCAACGCCGCACCCACUCCCGCCAAUAAACCAAAAGCCCGGCGGAAAAGAAAGAAGAAUACAGCCGCACAACCAGUACUCCACACAUCAACAGCCACCCAAACCGACAAGGCACCCGAUCUCCUCGACCUUUUUUCUAACCCUACUACAUGUGACUUUCCGUCCUCCGCAGUAGAUAUGAACCUUGCUCUCAUUAUUUUUCAUUGA
Molecule: messenger RNA, 1374 nt
Organism: Didymodactylos carnosus
Lineage: Eukaryota; Metazoa; Rotifera; Eurotatoria; Philodinida; Philodinidae
Source: the annotation of a GenBank genome assembly